This is a messenger RNA of Vicia villosa (hairy vetch), 948 nucleotides long. RefSeq lists its product as uncharacterized. The transcript has a single exon. Lineage: Eukaryota; Viridiplantae; Streptophyta; Magnoliopsida; Fabales; Fabaceae. The record is from RefSeq and is a predicted model, not a curated record. Bases 1 to 948 code for a protein of 315 amino acids.
AUGGAUCAAAAUUGUUAUUUGCUUUUACGACUUUGGUUAAUCCCAUAUAAUCACCAACUAUUUUCUUUAGAAGGUGGCUCUUCUCCAAAGAAAGUUUCUAUAUCUCUGCCAAAUCUCUCGCACCAUGUUGUUUCCAAUUCUUGUAAUGGACUAAUGUGUUUGUAUACGGAUUUUCCUUGUGGAAGAGAUGUUUUUCUAUGCAAUCCAACAACAAAAGAGACAAGACUUCUUCCAUCGUCAUGUUUGGCCGCAAAAACAAAAGAUGGGAUGAUACUAGGUGUUGGAAUGGGACAUGAUCGUAGAAGCAAAGAUUUAAUUAAGGUUGUUAGGAUGUGGAUUAGCUACCACAAAUGUCGUUGUAAGAACUAUAUUAUUGAAGAAUAUGAUUUAAGAAGUGAUUCUUGGAGAAUAAUUGAAAGUGCUAAUCCAUGGAGUUGUGAGUUUGAAACUUGUUCUUUUGCAAUGCAUUGUAGAGGAGUUUAUUAUUGGUGGGGAAAAGUUAAAGGCUUGAGUACAACAAUUGUUACAUUGGAUGUGGGAGGUGGAUUUCUCAACAAGGUGGCAUUGCCAAAAGACGUUGAUAUUAGUAGUUCAAGUGGAAGAUAUUUGGGUGUUUUGAAUGAAUGUAUAACAUUGGUUUGUCGUAAUUGUUGUGAUCAAAAUGCAAACUUUGAUAUUUGGGCGAUGAAUGGAAGUGGUAAUUUGGAUUCUUGUUGGACCAAAAUUCGAACUAUAGAGAAUAGUUCACCUUGUGUUCCAUUAGUAUUUUGGAAGGGAAGUGAGCUUCUUCUAAAAAUGUUUGAUAAGGUGAGAUCUUAUAAUGUUGAUACAAAGGAAAUUCGUAAUGUCAAUUUUGAAAAUGAAGGUAGAGGAAUUGUUGAUAUAUGUGAAGCUAUAUUUUGCGAGAAGAGUCAAAUUUCAGUUAAAUCUCUACCAACUGUGAUUUAA